AUGGGUGAGACACUUAUCACAACUCUGUCUAUGGAGAAUUAUCACCCGUCGACGCUGUUGUCAAUGGAUUCAGAUGCUUUUACUCAUGAGGAGUCAGAGAGGGAGAACAACAACAGGUCGCUUUUGCUUACGGGUCCACCUGAUAUCAACCUACCGCUCUCAUCUGACGCAAGCCCGUUUCUGUGGAAUGAGCACUGUGAUAUCUUAGAGGUGGGGCUUGGGGCUCAGAUUUAUGAGCCUGAGGCUGUUGUUCAUGUCCCCAAGGUUGCUAAGAAGCAUAACAAGAGGGUUGAUAGUGCUUGGGGUGCUUGGCUUUUCUUUAGCUUUUACUUUAAGCCGGUUUUGGAUGAUAAGUGUAAGAAUAAGUUGAUGAGGGAUGGUAAUGGGUUGUCUGGGUAUGAUAAGUCUGAUUUGCAGCUUGACUCUUUCUUGGUUCAGCAUGAUAUGGAGAAUAUGUAUAUGUGGGUUUUCAAGGAGAAGCCUGAGAAUGCGCUUGGGAAGAUGCAGCUGAGGAGUUAUAUGAAUGGUCAUUCGCGUGAGGGUGAGAGGCCUUUUCCUUUUAGUGUGGACAGAGGUUUCGUACGCUCUCAUAGGAUGCAGAGGAAACAUUACCGUGGUCUUUCUAACCCACAGUGUCUCCAUGGAAUCGAAGUUGUUCAGUCACCAAACCUCUCUGUGCUUAAUGAGGAUGAGAAGAAGAAGUGGAUGGAACUCACAGGUCGAGAUGUGAACUUUGCGAUUCCCCUUGAGGCUAGUGAUUACGGUUCAUGGAGGAAUCUCCCAACCACUGAACUGGAGGCUGAGCGAACUCUUCCUCAGGCUAAAGCUAACGGCCACCUUAAAAAGCUCAACGGUACCUUUAUGACUCUCUCUACACAUUCACCAAACCAUGCAGCUGACUCAGUGGAAGCACAAAUCGCUUGUAACAACAACAAACGCAAAAGAGACUGUCUCGCGUUAGGAAACUGCGACGAUUCAAGCUCAAGUGAGAAAUCUCUAGACAUGAAAAUAAACACAACAGAGCUGCUGCCAUGGUCAAAUGAUUUCACUGGGGUGAUGAAGAAUGUGUAUGGACCAGUCACAGCUGCGAAAUCGAUAUACGAAGAUGACAAAGGGUACUUGAUAAUUGUGAGCUUGCCAUUAGUUGAUCCGGAAAGAGUGAAAGUAACGUGGAGAAACACACCAACACAUGGAAUAGUGAAGAUAUCAUGUACAAGUACAGCAUGUGAGCCAUUCAUCAAGAGACAUGACAGGACAUAUAAGCUAACAGAUCCGACACCAGAGCAUUGUCCACCAGGAGAGUUCGUCCGAGAAGUCUCCCUACCAAACCGGAUUCCAGAUGACGCCAAGCUUGAAGCUUACAGAGACGAGACAGGAACAACGCUAGAGGUUAUAGUACCUAAACACCGUAUGGGACCAGAGGAGCAUGAGGUUCGCGUCUGUCUCCGUCCGUUUAUGCUAGAGUGA
This is a messenger RNA of Eruca vesicaria subsp. sativa (arugula), 1467 nucleotides long. The record is from the annotation of a GenBank genome assembly. NCBI's taxonomy places the organism in Eukaryota, Viridiplantae, Streptophyta, Magnoliopsida, Brassicales, Brassicaceae.